AUUGUGCCUUUUCGCUUCCGAUAUAAAUAGGUAGUCGGGUUCUUGUAGGACAGGUAAUCAGUUCCCACCUGCUGUUCGUUCGGUGCUCGUCUGAUCGAACUAAAAAAAGUGCUAAGUUUCCAAAGUGAAGUUGAUUUGUGAUGGCACGUCGACUGGUGCUGACACUGCUGGCCACGUGGCUUGCACUGGCCCAAUCCGGGCUGAUUCUGCGGGACGAAAACGAGGUGGAUGGUGAGGGCGACGCCGAGGAUGAGAUCGACCUGUCCCAUCUGGGGAUGGGUAUUUACGGUGAGCCGGACGAGUCGGUGGGUGAGCGCGUUAGUCAGUACAAUCCGGAAACGGAUUCCGUCAAUCCGGAAGAGCUGGGAACGUACGUCGACGGGGACAUACUGAUAGCGCGACCGGCCGGACGGAAUGGGCUGGCGGACAAGAGUACCCGCUGGCCGGGAGCUGUGGUGCCGUUUGUGAUCAGUGGAGACUUCCGAGCAAACGAGAUGCAGCUGAUCGAGGAUGCCUUCAACGAGUACCACAAGAAGACCUGCGUCAAGUUCAAACCAAGAAUGGGCGAGAAGGACUACAUUUCGAUUGAAAGCAGCAAAAGUGGCUGCUGGUCCAGCGUGGGCCGGAUCGGAGGCCGCCAGGAGGUCAAUCUGCAAAUCCCCGGCUGCACGACGAAGGUCGGUACGAUCGUGCACGAGCUGAUGCAUGCGGUCGGGUUCCUGCACGAACAGAACCGCUCCGAGCGGGAUGACUGGGUUAAGAUUCAAACGCAGAACAUCCAGCGUGGAACGGAGACCAAUUUUCUCAAGGCCAAGAGCGGCACCACGGAUGCGUUCGGGGUGAAGUACGACUACGGCAGCGUGAUGCACUACUCGGCCACGGCAUUCUCGUCCAAUGGGCAGCCGACGAUCAUUGCUAAGAAAUCGGGCGGAAAUCGGAUGGGCCAGCGGAACGGUUUUUCCCAGGGCGACAUUGAUAAAAUCAACAAAAUGUACGGAUGCAAAGGAGUCACCGGAGGAGCGCUGGUCUCCACGAAACCAACACGACCGGCUAGACCGGUUAAGAAACCUGCUGGAAAUGGACCGACCGGAGCACAGGUGGUCGGUUUCAUCGGGAAUUUGAUCGGAGCUGCCUUUGGAGAUAACGAAACCGAGAGCGCUUUGUAGGAUUAGUCGUUAAAGCUUAAUUCCUCUUUGAAACUAAAGAGAUCAAACAACUUUCUACCUCAUUGAAACGGAACAAACUAAUAAACUAAUUGCCAAGAACAAAGAUUAGUAAAAUUAUUUGUUUUAUUUUUUCUCUCUCUC
This is a messenger RNA of Topomyia yanbarensis, 1307 nucleotides long. Its product is annotated as hatching enzyme 1.2-like. The record is from RefSeq and is a predicted model, not a curated record. Lineage: Eukaryota; Metazoa; Arthropoda; Insecta; Diptera; Culicidae. The transcript is spliced from 3 exons. Gene Ontology annotation, molecular function: metalloendopeptidase activity; zinc ion binding. Bases 141 to 1166 code for a protein of 341 amino acids. Gene Ontology annotation, biological process: proteolysis.